UCCAGCGGAGAAAACAAGGUACAGAACUGUCACUCACCUCCACACUGACAUCUCCCCUAUCGCCAGUACGGGAAACUUAGGCAGCAGGGAAUGCCCAAAACCACCCCCCUGUCAUGUAUAUAGACUGCGCUCCAGCAGUCUCUUCCACCCCUCACCCACCAAAUUCUUGGACGAGGAAGACAGACUCGUGUAGUUUCUCCUCCUCCUAUUCGCGCCUCUCGUGAACCCAGUGCUGGAGUCGAAGCCCAUCGCUGCCAUGGGAAACUGCAGUAGAAAGCACCAGGGAGUCUUCUGCUUCUCCGCCUCGAGUUUGGACGACGAGGCGAACGCGUACAGAGGCGACGUAAACCCGGAGUCGCCCCACUACUUACGAUGGCGCCACCACCGACGGGUUGUCGCCAAGAUCUUGGGGUCGUCGGCGGUCUCUGCCUUGAAGCGAAGCAAUAGGAAGAGGAAAGAGUCGAGGCAACCGUCGUCGCAGAAGGGAUCGGAUUCAACGGAUGACGACGACCGGAAGACGGCGUCGAUUCUUUCCACCUCCGUCUCCUCUAACUCAUCGUUUUUCUCUAUCGCGUCCUCGCCAUCCUUCCGCUCCACUCCGGACGCCACGGAGCAGAAGCCCCAGCGAAAGCAGGCACCGCAGCCCGUGGGGCCGGAGCUGAGGAAGACCCCAUCGGGGGGGCCGGUGAGCACUUCCGAUUCGGGCAUUGCAAUCUUUCUACUCAUCGGGAGCCUGGUGGUGAUGGUAUUCUGGGGGAGAUUCUUGGCGAUCCUGUGGACGUCGUCGUGGCUCUUCUUCAUUGCUUGUUGGUGCUAUGCACGCGGAACGGCUGCGGCGGCGGCCAUCAAGCAAGUGGACGAGUGUACACUGACCACAGAGCUCCGGCGGAGGUGGACGGAAGAGGCGGAGGAGAAGAAGCGGGUCGUCCGACGAGGCCUCUUGGAAAGAAGCCGAAGGAUUUGACUAUAACAAGAUAAAGAAAAGAAGAUAUUUAAGAAAAAAAAUUACUAUAAUUAUGAUAGUUUUAGUUCCUUUUAAGUAUGAUCCAUAUGAGAUCUGAUGGUGGUGUGUUUUGAUCCACCCAUU
Molecule: messenger RNA, 1087 nt
Organism: Musa acuminata AAA Group (dessert banana)
Lineage: Eukaryota; Viridiplantae; Streptophyta; Magnoliopsida; Zingiberales; Musaceae
Exons: 2
Coding region: 257-964 (235 amino acids)
Source: RefSeq, a predicted model, not a curated record